AUGCAUCGUUCCAGACGGAUUCGCCGUGGGCUGCACCGUGGCGGAGGCUGCUGGUGCUCGUGCGCUUCGUUGAUGCUCGUUUUGCUCUUUUUUGUCUUCAGCACAUUUUUUGUGCGGGAAGAGCGUGCCGUGAGCGGCAUGAGGGGUAAACGUCCCCGGCCAGCAGCAGAAUUUUCAACGACAGCAUCGCGUAUCUCUCUGUUUGGCUCUGGAAAACCAACACGAGAUGACGUCAUAUCGUCAAAGGAUGUUAAUAACGCAACAAGAUCUUUGAGAAGCACUCUUGAGAGCUUGUCGCUGCUGCAUGUGCACUUCACUGGUCGUAAGAGGGCGUGGACACUCAAGGACCUUAUUGAAAAGGUGGGUUACAGUAAUGAUAACAGCAGCGACAUCACUUCAACUAUUUGCCCCCCUUUAUCGAAUAAUCUGUCAAUUCCCAUGGAUGAAGCGUUUCAGAUCGGGAUGCUCCGAGAAUUUGUGGGAGGUAUGUAUCAUCCGAUGUAUUGCAAGGAAUGGCGAAGGCGCACGCAUAGCGGUUCUGAACAUGAACGCGGUGAAGCGGAUAACGUCCGCGAAGAGGAUGUAGAGUUAGCUUGUGAUACAGGCAUACAAAAAAGGUUGGUUGACGCAAUACAGCAUCCGCCAAAGUACGCUUACGUCAUUAUGGUUUCAACGCACCGCUAUUUAGAUGGGGCAAUGGUAUUAGCAGAGUCCAUCCGCGAAUAUUCCCCUCUUAGUCGUAGCCAUGGUGCCGAUAUUGUGUUGAUAAUUAAUGAACACAUCAAGUCUGAAAUGUUUCCACUACUUCAGGUUCUAUUUGAUCGUGUGCAAAUUUUUAGUGGUCUUCAAAAAUGGGCACCAAAGAGUGCUUUCAAGGCGACAUUUGACAAACUGUACCUUUACAUGCUGGAAGAUUAUAAAGAAGGAAUUCUUUUUCUAGACGCCGACUCUCUCAUCACAGCUAAUCCAGACUAUCUGCUACAAAUGCAUGAAAGAAUCGCCACAGUUGUGAACUCUAACGACACCAGCUAUUGGACUCCAGCCCGCCGUGCGGUACUCUCCUAUCCCUUAACGGAACACGAGUGGCAGAGAUUAAUGCAUGCCAAGAAAAUGCCUUUACUGUUUGCUGUUGGUUACAAUAAGUAUUUUCAGACAAGUCUCUUGACUUUUAGGCCGUCUAUGAAGAUAUUUCUUAAACUAUAUCUGGAAUUUCGCUUUGGAAGUUACGGGUACAAUAGUUUACAGGGGCGUGAUGGCGUUCUCUUUCGUAACUGCUUUGCCACCAUCGGUGAAUGGAAGCGGCGUCCUCACGAGGUGUACCAUUUUAAUGGAAAUCCCAAACCGUGGUUUAACCAGGAACGCCUGGACCACAUGCUGCAGCCCAUGAAAGUCUUGAUGCGAACAGAACAAUUGCUCUCAUGGCAAGAUUAUAUAUAUUAUUAUGAGUGGUGGACGCGGUAUGAACGACUUCACAUAAAAUAUUUUCGGCUAAUUGAGAUGGAAACACGCACACGUUUUGGUUCCACACAGAUUGCGGAACUGAGGAAGUUGAAGACUCAAUAUGGUGACAGCUUAACACGUAUUUCGCCCGAUGUACACAUCACGAAGUACGGUGGGGCGAUGUUGUUGCGAAGACCAACGUCGGAGGUGCCACUUCCGCUGGGUAUGCACUCUGUAGAAGAGGCUGCUCAGGCGUCUCCAAGCUCGUUCAUGUGGCUUAUGCGGUUUAAUAGGGCUGUAGAAUAUCUUCACCCCACACGAGCGCACAUGGCGCAGUUAAGGAGAGCUACCGUCCCUCUUGCCUCUACAAAGGAGCUGAGCUUGUUGCUGUCUGUUUUUAACACUUCAUCUGUCAAGACGUGGGAGCACAAAGACAUUGUGUACGCAUUUGCGGCCUCUUCACAGGAUGAGGCAGAUAAUACUAACGAUGCUUCUUGGUCCAGCUGUGAAACGCAAUGUGCCAGGUUACGUUUGCGGUGUAAUGCCUCGCUGUUGAUUGAUACGCGAAUUGCAGAUUGUCAGUAUAGUCAACCGCCACUUUUCAUGGCAAAUGGUAUCAUUCGUUGCAAGCAUUGCAAGCCUUAUUUUAAAAGUGGUGCUCCCUUUGUGGUCUUUCAGAAACAUGAGAAAAAUGGGCUAUGGGUGCAAGAAGCCUCGGUAUGUUUCUUUAGUGCAUGGACACGCUUUGCAGCACCGCUUUGCAACGCGACAAGGCCAACACUUCAUCAGUACAACUUGAAAAAAGGGGAGUUUUUGGCUCCUGUCUGUCCAUGUCAGUAG
Trypanosoma rangeli is the source of this 2280-nucleotide messenger RNA. Its product is annotated as putative glycogenin glucosyltransferase. The record is from RefSeq and is a predicted model, not a curated record. The transcript has a single exon. Gene Ontology annotation, molecular function: glycosyltransferase activity. NCBI's taxonomy places the organism in Eukaryota, Euglenozoa, Kinetoplastea, Trypanosomatida, Trypanosomatidae. Bases 1 to 2280 code for a protein of 759 amino acids.